Molecule: messenger RNA, 4426 nt
Organism: Choloepus didactylus (southern two-toed sloth)
Lineage: Eukaryota; Metazoa; Chordata; Mammalia; Pilosa; Megalonychidae
Product: F-box only protein 39
Exons: 4
Coding region: 1408-2739 (443 amino acids)
Biological process (GO): apoptotic process
Molecular function (GO): protein binding
Source: RefSeq, a predicted model, not a curated record
CCAAAUUAGAAGAUUUCUCUUUUUACAGUGGUUUUUCUGCUUAUUUUCUAUGAUACUGUCGUGAAAAAGAGAAGGGUUUAAUUUUUGGGUUUCCUUCUUUUAAAAAAGAAAAGCCUUGUUGUUUAACUACUGACCUUCUUUUGAACAGAUGUUAGUCUGCCCCAGGGCUACAGAUAAAUCAGGAAAAAACAAAACAAACAAAACCGGUCUCCAGUUCUUCUGCUGGAGAAUUGUGAUGCAGCCUGAAGGCCCCGGAGCGGGAACCCCUUGGGGAAGCCACCUUUGUCCCUGAAGAAUAAAGACCCCCUCCCUGAAAGCUACUUCACCUUUCUUUGGAUUCGUUACUUUUAAUUUGGGGGGGGGGGCAGGCAAGGGACUGCAGGGUGGGCUAGCUGCACCCUUCCUACGGGUGAUUGGACAUCCCUAGGUGUCCUUCCUGGUACACAGGGAAAGGGGGAGCCGCAGAAAAGAAGACUUGGAGGGAGGGGAGAGAACUGAGUCUGGAGUGGUGAGCAAGAGCCAGGUGAAUGCCACACGGGUGUCUCUGAAGGCCUUCCCACAGGGAGAGCAGCUGCGAGAAGCCUAAACAUGCAUCCUACCUCCAAGCAAAGCAGACACCCCUACUUUUCUGCCAGGGCUUUGGGGCGACCCUUUAGGGCCUAGCCCUUGCUAGGGAAGGAAAGGUCCAAAGAAAAUGGGUGGGUUAGGUGCUUCCCACCCUCCGGAAACUGGAAAAGUGGGGCUGUUCUCAAGCUUUGUCAUGUCCCGGUAAGUCAGCUUUGCUCAUGGCUGGUCUUUGGGGUCCCUGUCUAAAUAGAGGAAAGUGGACCCCCGGCCAGAGCGCGCAGCCGCCGGCUUCGGAAGGGGAGGCGCACAGGCCGGGGCUCCUGGGGCUCCACAGGAUCCCCAGGUGAGCCAGGAAAGGCAAUGGACUGAGAGGGCCCCGAGCCCCGGGGUCCACGCAGAACUUCUUCCUUGCAUGAAGCGGGAAGGGUAAGGGGCUUGCCCGUCCUCACCCCGCGAGCGGGCCGAGCCUGCAGCCCCCGGCCCGGGCUCCUGCCUGGCCAGUCUGCGUGGGGGCCCGUCUUGCCAUCCACGCACGCGGUCGACUGAUUUGACAACUUCAGGUUUGGGCCCCUGUGCCCGGUGGCGGCGCGUCAUAAAGGCGGCCCGGUGCCCGGCCCGUAGCCCCCGCGAGGGCAGGACGCGGACCCCCGGCCCUCGCGGAGUCAGCGUCCGAGCAGCAGCGGCGCGGGCGGAGCAGGCAAGCGCGCUCGCCUUCCCUGCAGCCCAAGCGGGGCUCAGCCCAAGCGGGGAGCAGCGAGCCGGUAACAGCGAUUGCUCUUCUUUCCUCAUUUCUGGAAGCCCUGCCUACCACACAGCUGCACCGUACAUCCCAGUUCCUUGAUGGACGAAGAAAGUGAACUGAUCCAGCCCCAAGAGCAGAGCUGCUGGGCCACUCUGCCCGAUGUGUGCCUGCGUCGUGUUUUCUGGUGGUUGGGAGACAGGGACAGGUCCAGGGCAGCCCUUGUCUGCAAAAAGUGGAACCAGAUGAUGUAUUCGGCUGAACUCUGGCGAUACAGGACCAUCACCUUCAGUGGGAGACCUUCCAGGGUGCACGCAUCCGAAUUUGAGUCAGCUCUUUGGUAUGUUAAGAAAUUUGGUCGUUAUCUAGAGCACCUGGAGAUCAAAUUCCUGAACCCCUACAAUGCAGUGUUGACCAAGAAGUUCCAGGUCACCAUGCGAGGCCUUCUCUCAUGCUUGGGCAAGACUAACAACCGUCUGAAAUCACUUUCCAUACAGCAUCUGGAACUGGACCGCCUGGUUUGGAGGAACAGCAUCAGGAGCUCGUUCAUCAAGAGCUUGAGCUUCUUCUUAAAGAAGAUGGGCAAACACUUGGACUAUCUCAACCUGAAAGGGGCCAGGCUGACUGUGGAGCAAGGCUGCCAUGUUCUCAACUCCCUGAGCUACUUAAGAAAUGAGAACAAGGUAUCAGAGCUCAACAUCGAGGACUUCUUCAGCCAUCACCUCUCUGUCUACAGCAGCCCCCAGUUCAACAAGACCAUGACCACAUUCUGCAGCCUGAUGUCCCUGACCCUCAACUAUAACUGUAUCUCCGAUGAGCUGCUGGAGAACUUGUGUGAGAACAAUGCUGGUACCCUCCGAAACAUAAACAUCAAAUGCCACAUCCAUGACCCCCAUGGGCAGGUCAUCUGGGGCAUGUCGUGGGCCAAGCUGACGAAGCAGGCCAUCAGCCUGAAGGUGAACUUCUUCUUCGAGCGGGUCAUGAAGUAUGAGCGCCUGGCCCGGAUCCUCUUGCAGGAAAUCCCAGUCAGGAGCAUCAGUCUGAGAAGCUGCUAUUUCAGUGACCCGGACUGGUCCAUGAGACCCACGCUGAUGGAGCUCCUGCCCAUGUUCCGGAACACUCUGCAGAAAUUAACUUUUGAAUUCAACAACAACCAUGAGUCGCUCGAUGAGGAGCUGCACAUCCUCAUCUUAUCCUGCAGGAAGUUGUUUUACUUCAAAAUCUGGGCUUUCCUGGAUGUCAAGUUUGUGGAACGGAUCCUGAAGAGUCAGGAAGAGGGACAGUGUGCCCUGCGCACACUCAAGGUGAGAAUUUAUACAAACAGAUAUGAGACAAAUGAAGAGGACAGGACGCUGCGGGAAAUUUACAGGAAGUACAGAAAACUGAUCAAUUCAGAACUUAACUAUUUUGUCAUCGCUUACCCCAUGAUGUAAUGAGUGUUAUCCAGAGGAAGAAAGCAAGGAGCACUUUGAACUUAAAAAUCCGGUUGUGGCAGAACUUCACUUGGGGUAUCCCCAGCCCCCACCCCUUUUUCUCCUCCCUCCAUUUUGCCAGUUCCACACCAACAUAAGUGCCCUGGCCAAGGCUGGGACUCCUGGUGUUGCAAAGUCCCUGGGUGAUUUUAAAGUGCUAUCUUUACCAACUAUCCAGGGGUGGUUUCUUUUUUUGUCAUUUGGUUUUGCUUUUUCACACUGUCACUCAGCCAUAGAACUAAAAACCCAAAGCUACUAGGACCAGUUUCUUACCUGGUAACCUCGGUUCCUGUUAACCUGUGCACCUGAGAGAGGGUGCGUGAACAGCAUUUUCCACUGACUGAUAUUAUCAGUUCAGAAAUGCUUUCUUCCCUGGCGGCCCUUCAUGUCAGAGCCUCCUGACACUGACCUUGGCCCUGGCUGAUCUCGGAUGAGUGAAAAUCUGCCAGCAUGUCCCUGAACGAAGCAGAGGAAUUCCCACUUAGAAGGAGACUUCUCAGAGCUGGAACUCCCUUCCACAGAAGUAGCUUAUGCCCUAAUUUAUCUCUUUGGUGGACGCAGAUCUUCUGCAUUUAUUUUUCCAUCCAGGCAGCAUCGUGCCAACCUGCUGUGAAUGCCGAGUCCUCAUGAGGGGGCCAAACCAGAGGUGGCCAUUACAUUCAUAUUUAUGAAGAACUUGGAAUGUCAUGGAAAAUGCUCCUAAUGUAAUGUUAGCCGAAGAAAGCAGGACACAAAACUCGAUAUUUAGUAUAAUAUUAAUUACAUAAAGCACUUAAAAGAAUUUUUUCUUAAGUCUAGAUGAGAUACACCAAAAAUGGUUAUAGUAGUUAUCUCUGGGUAAUGGAAUUAUAUGUGGGUUUUAUCUUUCUUUUUUGUACUAUUCCAUAUUUCUCAAUUUUAUCCCAUGUGUUAUUUUUAUAAUCAGGGAAAGUAUUUUUUUUUUUAAAUAGGGAGUUUGAGCCCUAGAUAUGUAUUGCUUCUGGUCUUUUGAGAUAUUUGUGCAUAUAGUUGCAUGUAAGUUUUUCUUUUGAUAGAUAUAAAUUAUCAAAAUCCCCAAAUAAUUUGACAAGUGACUUUUCAGAUUUUGUUUUGCUUUUGGUAUGUUGUAUCCAUGUUUAUGCUUAGUUUUGCUAAAAUUUAUAUUUGUCCAGUGCAGUCAAUAUUCAAAGCUUUUUCACAUUCAUUCUCUCAUUUGAAUCUCCUGCAAUACUGUUUCAGUAGAUAUUAUUUCCAUCUCACUAAUGUUCAGAAAAGAUCAAUACUGGCCAGGAGAAUGGGGCCCCCACCUGUGGGAGCUCCCAGGUCUGAUACACAGUGAAGCGGGAAGAGCCCUUGGGAACAAUCUAAUGCCAGUGGACCAGAGAGGAGGUGACCUGCCUAGAAUUGGAUUUAAGAACUGCUGGAACUGGGAGUCAAAUUGAAUCUAGUUCCAGAGCUGUGCUCUGGAUGACUAUGUAUUACCUCCCAUGGCAGGAAGAUUUGGAGUCAGUUAUACUGUAUUCCCAGCAAGCAACAGUGUUUGGAAGAGAGGAUCAAUUAAAACUUCUGUUUUAUUAUAUUUAGCUUAGAAAUGCUGGGUAAGAUGAAACUCUUAAGAACAAAAUAUUCUGAGUAAAAUAAAAAGAUAUGAAUUAAUCUUUAUAAUGUU